Necator americanus (New World hookworm) is the source of this 2310-nucleotide messenger RNA. RefSeq lists its product as uncharacterized. The record is from RefSeq and is a predicted model, not a curated record. The transcript has a single exon. Lineage: Eukaryota; Metazoa; Nematoda; Chromadorea; Rhabditida; Ancylostomatidae. The coding region runs from base 1 to 2310 and encodes 769 amino acids.
AUGACGACUAAGACCAUCCAUGGGAACUCGCAAUUCCAGAAGCCCUCCUCUCUACGCUGGACGUGGGAGUCACCCGGUGGAGGGUACCGUAAUGAGAUAGACCACAUCAUCGUCAAUAAAAGGUUCUGCCUGACGGAUGUCGCUGUUGUACCAAAGUUCUAUACGGGAUCGGACCAUCGCCUCCUCCGAGGAAGAUUUUCUUUCACGCGGAGAGCAGAGAAAGCCGCCAAGUUCAGCAAGAGAAAUCCCAGAACUACCAUCAACUGGGAUCUCUUCGCUACGUUAGCCGGCUUUUGGGAAGAUUCCGCAAUGGACAACAUCGACGAGGAAUACGACCGGCUUGUCAAACACCUUCAUGACUGCGCGAAGAAGGCUGAGAGUAUUAAAACAACCAAGAGACGCCUGUCUCUUGAAACUCUUGAGCUGAUACGCCAGCGUGGAGCAGCACGAGCCGCAGGGAACCAAGAGCUUACGUCCGAGCUCGCAAGGCUUUGCAGAGAGGCGAUAAAGAAAGACCUUAAAGAGAGAAGAGCAGAAGUGCUGGCUGAAGCAGCAGAGGCGGGAAAAAGCAUCCGCUAUGCCCGCCGAGACUUCGCCAGUCGCAAGACAAGGAUGACAGCUCUCCGGAACUCGAAGGGAACAACCAUUGCAUCGAGAAGGGGAAUGGAGAAAAUCAUCUACGACUUCUACUCUGAUCUCUUCGACAGCCGUGCCCACUUGCCUCCUCACCAUCUGAGGGAAGAUGGACAUGUCAUUCCAGCGGUUCUCCCGUCCGAAAUACGACAUGCUAUCAUGUCGGUGAGAAAUCGUACAGCAGCCGGUCCCGACAGAAUAAAACCAGAACACCUGAAGAACCUUCCGCCAGUACUCAUCAACACCCUGGCGAGGAUCUUCACACGUUACCUGUCGGAAUGCAAGGUCCCUAAACAGUGGAAGACCAGCAAGACCGUGUUGCUGUAUAAAAAGGGAGAUCCACAUGACAUCGGCAACUAUCGCCCAAUCUGCUUACUGUCCGUCAUCUACAAGCUCUUCACAAGAGUGAUCCUUAAUAGGAUUGAAAAGGUCUUGGAUGAAGGACAACCAUGCGAGCAAGCAGGGUUUCGAAAAGGAUUCAGCACGAUCGACCAUAUUCACACUGUUUCGAGACUCAUCGAGGUAUCACGAGAGUACAAGAUGCCGCUCUGUCUCACUUUCAUCGACUUGAAGAAGGCCUUUGACUCAGUUGAGACGGAAGCGGUCGUGGAAGCCUUGGACAACCAAGGCGUUCCCACUCAGUACAUAAAGGUGCUUCGAGAGUUGUACAGUAACUUCACGACCGGAAUCUCGCCAUUCUACAAGAAUAUCAUCAUUGACGUGAAGAGGGGGGUUCGACAGGGUGAUACAAUCUCACCCAAAAUAUUCACAGCCACCCUCGAGAACGCAAUGCGAAAGUUGGAAUGGGACGACAUGGGAGUGAAGAUCGAUGGUCGGCAGCUACACCAUUUGCGCUUUGCUGAUGACAUCGUACUGAUAACACCUAGCAUCAGCCAAGCGGAACGAAUGCUGACCGAAUUCGCCGAAACAUGUGGAUGCAUCGGUCUUGAGCUGAAUCUUCAAAAGACGAUGUUCAUGCGGAACGGAUGGAUCUCGGAUGCCCCAUUCACGCUCAACGGAACGAACAUAUCCGAAUGCACCAGCUACGUCUAUCUGGGUCGGGAAUUGAACAUGAUGAACGACCUGGCCCCCGAGCUGGGCAGGAGGAGAAGAGCGGCUUGGGGAGCGUACAAGAGCAUCGAGGACGUAGUGAAGAAGACCAAGAACACCCGGCUCCGUGCUCACCUCUUCAACACCACCGUACUUCCUGCUUUGACCUAUGCCUCAGAAACCUGGGCACUUCGCAAGCAGGAAGAAAACGCGGUGAGCGUCAUUGAACGCGCAAUUGAGAGAGUGAUGCUAGGAGUAUCCCGUUUCAAGCAAGUGAGAGACGGGAUUCGAAGUUCUCUCCUACGUCAGCGAUCGAAGAUCAGAGACGCUGCCGCGUUUGCCAAGGAAAGUAAAAUAAGGUGGGCCGGACACGUGAUGCGCUUUAACGACAACCGUUGGACCAGAGCCGUGAGCGACUGGAUUCCCCGCGAUAUUAAGCGCAAUACAGGAAGACCGCCGACCCGAUGGUCAGAUUUCUUCACGAAGUCCUUCAAAGAAAAUUACGAUGCUCUUCGUGUCCCACGCGAAAGGAGGAACCACUGGGCUACUCUGGCACGCGACCGGGACAAAUGGAAGAAUUACUGGCGCCCGCUCGACCGGUUCGAAGACCAACGGGAGUCAAGGUGA